AUGCCAGCCGGCAUCCUGCAAGCGCUGUCGAGCCGGGGGACGCUGGUGCUGGAGGCGGCGCUGAGGAGCGCGCUGCUGGCGCUGGAGCGGGCCCAGGCGGAGCAGCAGCGGCAGCGGGGGGCCUGCGGGCUCUGCGCCCCCUGCCUCUUCCCCCCCUGCGCCAACGUCACCCGCCGCUGCCCACGUGACUGCCAGGCCCUGCUGGACGCCCAGGCGCUGCCCGAGCUGCCCCAGCGCAACUGGGCGCUGAGCCAGGCGUGUGCCCCCUACCACCUCCUGUGCCCCCCCCGGGGGGCUCAGCCCCACUGCGCCCUGCUCAGCGCCCAGCGCUGCCACCGCCGCCUCCAGGAGUGCCGGCUGGCAGCCGCCACCCCAAGUGAUGCACCAGCAGAGGCGGUGAUGCCAGGGAGCUGCGGGAACCGUGCGGGCCCCCCCAUCAAUGCCACGGCCCCCCGAGGACGGAUCAUGGGGGGCAGCGUGGCCCCCCCGGGGGCCUGGCCCUGGCUGGUGUCAGUGCGGCUGCACGGGGAGCUGAUGUGCGGAGGGGUGCUGGUGGGGCACGCCUGGGUCCUCACUGCUGCCCACUGCUUCGCUGGGACCCAGAACGAGCUGGCAUGGACGGUGGUGGUGGGCGACCACGAGCUGGGCAAGCAGGACCCGGGUGAGCGUGCAGUGCCCGUCAGGCGCAUCGUGCCUCACCCCAAGUUCAACCCCAAGACAUUCCAUGGGGACCUGGCGCUGCUGGAGCUGGCGGUGCCGCUGGCCCCGUCAGCCACCGUCAGCCCCGUGUGCCUGCCCAGUGGCCCCGCGGAGCCCAGCCCCGGCACCCCCUGCUACAUCGCGGGCUGGGGGUCCCUCUAUGAAGAGGGGCCAUCGGCCGAGGUGGUGAUGGAGGCACAGGUGCCCCUGCUCAGCCAGGAGACGUGCCGGGGUGCCCUGGGCAGGGAGCUGCUCACCAGCACCAUGUUCUGUGCCGGGUACCUGUCCGGGGGCAUCGACUCCUGCCAGGGCGACUCGGGGGGCCCGCUGGCAUGCCAGGACCCCUCCUCACGCCGCUUUGUCCUCUACGGCAUCACCUCGUGGGGUGACGGGUGCGGUGAGAGGGGCAAACCUGGCGUCUACACCCGUGUCGCUGCCUUCACGGACUGGCUCAGCCUCCAGAUGGACUCCGCCCCUGGCAGCCGGGAACCGAGCUGCUUUGAGCUGCUGGCCCUGUCGCAGCUGCCCCCCGAGCGGCAGCCCCCCGAGCGCACCCGCCUCUGCUCCUUCUACGCGGGGUCCUGCCGGGCACCCCUGGGCCAGGCCGCCUGCGCCCGCCUUGCUGAGGAGACCUGCCGUGCCCGGGCGAGGCGAUGCGAGCUGCACUCCUACGCCCAGACGCUGGUGGGUCUCCUGCGCCAGGCCGGGGACUUCAUCCGGAACCAGGUCGACUUCUCCUUCCUCACCCGCGCCCUGCCCCAGCUCCUGGGCAAGAUCUAUGGGCACUUCUUCCCCACCCGUGUCCGCAGGGAUGCUCCAGGGGCUGCAGCCUGCCCUGGCCUCAACGCCUCGGCGCUGCGGGUGGGCGCGCUGCAGGAGCUGUACGCAUGGGUGCUGCGGGUGCCGGAGCCGGACCUGGCCAUGACCUUCCAGGAGAUCCUGGUGGACCUGGGCUCCAAAAACACCAAGGGGCUGUACCGGGCGCAGGUGCGGGCCACGGUGGGUGGCCGCCCCACGGCUUUCGCCGGCCUUGUGGGGCUCCAGAGUGACUCGCUGGCCCGCAGCAUGCCUGGCCUCGUCGCUUUGGCCCUUGAGGCUUUGAAAACCUAG
Molecule: messenger RNA, 1809 nt
Organism: Cygnus atratus (black swan)
Lineage: Eukaryota; Metazoa; Chordata; Aves; Anseriformes; Anatidae
Gene: PRSS56
Product: serine protease 56
Exons: 13
Coding region: 1-1809 (602 amino acids)
Biological process (GO): proteolysis
Molecular function (GO): serine-type endopeptidase activity
Source: RefSeq, a predicted model, not a curated record